Messenger RNA from Iphiclides podalirius (scarce swallowtail), 139 nucleotides. The record is from the annotation of a GenBank genome assembly. NCBI's taxonomy places the organism in Eukaryota, Metazoa, Arthropoda, Insecta, Lepidoptera, Papilionidae.
GAGCGUUGUCGCGGUGCGGGCGUCGCGAGAGGGCAGGUGGGGGGCGGGGGAGGGGCAGAGGCGGCGGGCGGCAGCAGACGCGUCGGCACCGGGCGCCAGUACGCGCCGCGCCGCUUUAGCGUCCACUCGUGUAUUGUUG